Molecule: messenger RNA, 856 nt
Organism: Leptopilina heterotoma
Lineage: Eukaryota; Metazoa; Arthropoda; Insecta; Hymenoptera; Figitidae
Product: U11/U12 small nuclear ribonucleoprotein 35 kDa protein-like
Exons: 4
Coding region: 200-754 (184 amino acids)
Biological process (GO): mRNA splicing, via spliceosome
Cellular component (GO): U12-type spliceosomal complex; precatalytic spliceosome
Molecular function (GO): snRNA binding; mRNA binding
Source: RefSeq, a predicted model, not a curated record
AAAAUCAGCUGUUUUUACAAAACAUUUUACUACACAUCAUUCAUAGAUUUAAUUUUCAAUUUCAAGUAUAUAAAAUUAGGAAUUUCUUUCAAUUGAAAUGUAGAUAUAAAAUUUAUUUCUUUAAUUUUAUUUUUAAUAAAACACUUCUUCUGGUAAUUGCAAGUUUUGACUAGUGUAAAAUAUUAUAUUAGUGUUAAUUAUGGAUGCAUUAAAAGACUGGAGCCCUUAUACAACGAGGGAAUACGAUCCAUUAAAAGCUGGAAGUAUAGAUGGCACAGAUACAGAGCCUCACGAUAAAGCUAUUACUCGUGCAAUUGAAGCGCACUACGAGCCACCUCAUGGAUUAAAAUCAAAAACUGAGAGAACUGUUUUUGUCGCAAGAUUUUCACCUCAAACAACAAAUGAAGAUUUGAAGAAACAUUUCACACGUAUUGGAAAUGUAAAAACGGUGAAAAUUAUAAAAGAUAUCGUUACUGGUGAUUCGCAAUGUUAUGGAUUUGUGGAAAUGGAAAAUGCUGACGACGCAAGAAGGGUUGUACGUCGUUUACAUGGUUCUUCUUUAAAGGGGCAUACAAUUUUUGUUGACUUUGAGUUCAGUCGAUCGAUGCAAGGCUGGAAACCCAGAAGGCUAGAAAAUGAAACACAUUUUGCUAAUUUUUCAGGUGGUGGCUUUGGAGGUAAAAAAGAAUCUGGACAAUUGCGAUUUGGAGGUAAAGAUCGUCCGUUUAAAAAGCCAAUUAUUCCGAUGAGUUAAUAAAUUUUGAAAUUAAAAAUCUUUUUUUUUCGUUCUUUUUGUAUCGGAGUAAUUUUUUUAUGCUAAAUAUACAGUUAGUUAUAAUAAAUUAUAUUUUUCAUA